This is a messenger RNA of Peniophora sp. CBMAI 1063, 1218 nucleotides long. NCBI's taxonomy places the organism in Eukaryota, Fungi, Basidiomycota, Agaricomycetes, Russulales, Peniophoraceae. The record is from the annotation of a GenBank genome assembly.
AUGCUUCACGAAUUACCAUUGCCAUUACUUGUACUACUACAUUCUGCGCUCCAGACUUUUGCGCUCUCCUUGCCUGAUGAAUCCAACUUGAACGUCAUAUCGAAACCGCAGCAGUUGAAGCCGCGACUCCAACUUGCGCCUGAGUCCGUACAAUCUCAGAUACGCGCCUCCAAUACAAGCUCGAACGGAACCAUCACCGGGCGUAAUGGGACACAGUUUGUCUGGGUGCUACAAGACAACUUCGAUCAUACAAACUUCUUUGAUGAAUUCGCAUUCUUCACGGGAGAGGAUCCUACCCAUGGGACGGUCACAUAUGUGGACAACACGACGGCAUUCAACAGUAGUCUUGCCUAUGUCUCAGACCGAAACACCGUGAUCAUGAAGGGUGAUAAUACGACCUGGUUAGCUGAGGGCGCAUAUCGAGAGAGUGUGCGCGUCUCGAGCAAAACGACCUAUAACACUGGUCUCUUUAUCCUGGAUGCCAACCGAGCUCCCUGGGGAUGCUCCGUAUGGCCGGCAUUUUGGACACUGGGCAACACCGGAACAUGGCCUGCUUCUGGCGAAAUAGACGUAAUUGAAGGCGUUCACGACAAUGAGCACAAUCAAGUAACCUGGCACACCAUGGCCAACUGCAGUCUUACGCCCAGCGCGGAUCUGUUCAGUGGGACUUUAGCGACCGCAAACUAUACCAACUGCGAGGCCGGGGGUGUCGACAACUUGCCUGGCUGCGGUAUCAUCGAGUGGAGCCAAGCGUCCUAUGGCCCGACGUUCGAUGCAGGAGGCGGAGGCGUUUUCGCGAUGAAGUGGGAUGUGGACGGUAUUGCUGUCUGGAACUUCUACCGAGUCGCUGUGCCGCAAGACAUCAUAAACGGGGAGCCUGACCCAUCAAACUGGGGAACACCCGUGGCUCAGCUCGCGCCUGAUAAUUGCGAUAUCGAAAAGUACUUCUACAACCACAACAUCAUCUUCGAUAUCACGUUCUGCGGAGACUGGGCCGGAAAUGACUACGCGACUUCUGGUUGUCCCGGAACGUGUGCGCAACGUUUGAUGGACCCAACAAACUACAAUAACGCUACCUGGGAUAUCAACUGGGUCAAAGUCUACCGUAGGCAAAAUAUCCCUACUGUCGUCAAUGCGUCCGGUGCUCGAAAGCUGCGCAGUCUGUUUUCCGCUUUAGGCCUUUCGAGUGUCUUUACGAUUAUCUCCCUCUUGUAUUAG